GUUUUUUCAAGUACCAGAACAUGUCUUUCACAUCCCCUUCUCCAGUAUUAUCAUUCCUUGUGACUAACAAUACAUACCGAGUGAAAAGUGUGUUUUGCCAAAAUAACGUUCCUAAUGUUGAUGUCUUUGUCGGUGUUUGUAUGUUUGUUGUUAUUCUUUUCAUUAUCAUGACCAUAUCUGGGACAAUUUUUAUUACAAUAAAAGAGUGGAAGAAAAAAUCAGCUGGUAACAAACUGAAGGAUAGUUUAAGUUUAGCUCACAAGCACUAUGGGACAGUUUCAUUUUAUAAAAUAAAUGGUCAGCAAUUACAAGUAAAUACCCCAAAAUCCAAGUUUGAUUCGCCAGAACAUAAUCCGAUGGAAACAACAGAAAAUAAUAAUGGAGUAGAUAAACGUGUCUGGGAAUGCUCCAGUACAGCUGAACAUGGAAUAGCCCCUGCCAUCACCAUCACCAGAGCUGAUUUCUUCAACUGGAUACUGACAAGCUUUGCCAUACAAAAUAGUGUCCCUGCCCUGUUUCGCGCUAAGAACACUGUGAGAUCAUAUUCAGUGAUAAAUGGGAUCCGAGUGCUGAGUUUGCUCUGGAUAAUUUCAGGACAUGUCUGUCAUUUCAUUUUAUUUAAUAAUCUAGAUAAUCCAGUACAGUGGUUGGUGUCUGUCCCAAACAAUGUCCUUUAUAUUUUCUCUCUUGGCGGUCCAUUCUACUUGGCAGUGGAUAGUUUGUUCCUGAUUAGUGGUUUGCUGAGUGCAAGAACACUAUUAAAUAUGCAUCAUCAACCUGAAAAAGGUCUGACCUUCAAAAUUCUAAAGGACUAUGUUAUUAGGAGAUUACAGAG
Molecule: messenger RNA, 835 nt
Organism: Rhincodon typus (whale shark)
Lineage: Eukaryota; Metazoa; Chordata; Chondrichthyes; Orectolobiformes; Rhincodontidae
Product: O-acyltransferase like protein-like
Exons: 6
Source: RefSeq, a predicted model, not a curated record